GCUUUUGACAACUCCUCAAUGGAAUAACCUUAUUUGCUACCUAUGCAAGCAGCUGGAACAUAUAAAGAGAAAUUAUCCUAAUAGUUUUAACAUUCUAAGUAAUAGCCAAAAUUAUCAAUACAAUCAAACUACAGAAAGUAACGUACCAAGUCCUACCCACCUAAUACAACCAACCGUUAAUGUUACUCCGCCAAUAGCAAAGAAGCUGAAGGAUCCAAUUAUUGUGGAAGAAAAAAAUGAGGACAUUGAAUUGAACUAUGUGAGUAGAUCCGAAAAGAGAGCUACAGCAUUGUAUUGUGAUGCAUACAUUAAAAAUAUGAAAAUUCCGUUAAUAAUUGACUCUGGUUCUGCUGGAUGCAUAAUUUCCCUAAAGUUGCUUAAAGAUCUAGAUAUGGAGAUAACAGGAGCAGCUAAAACAAUAAUGGUUAACGUAAAUGGUGAAAAAAGAAGACCCUUAGGAUGUUACAGGUAUUUCUUUGAAGAUCUCUGA
Funneliformis geosporum is the source of this 490-nucleotide messenger RNA. Lineage: Eukaryota; Fungi; Glomeromycota; Glomeromycetes; Glomerales; Glomeraceae. The record is from the annotation of a GenBank genome assembly.